AUGAGCGAGACUCUGCCAAAUUACUUCCUGCAGCACUUGCGCCAGAACCCGCAAAUCUUAGAGUCCAUUCGCGACUUCCAGGUCAAGUAUCGAUCUUGUUUCGUGCAGCCUUCUUGCACUGCAGAUGACUACACCCAGGAGCAGAGAGCGGCUUAUAUGGAGUUUGCCAACUUGAUAGACCUGCACAUGUCGCAGUUCUUUGCCCUCUACGGCGGCUCUGAGGAAGACUUCGUGGCCGGCCUGGAGUGGAUGAAGGCCACCGAGGACGCGAAUUGGCACGCUUACCAGAUGUGCAUCAAGCAGAUUGAGUUCGAAUCAUUCACCCAGAUGCUGCGAGCGGACGUGUGCCUUUGUUGCGGCAAGCCAUUCGCAUCGCCCGGCCACCCUUUGCCGGCCCGGAGCCCGUACAUGCCCGCGGGAGAUGAGCCGCCUCCAGCACCACCGGUUUCUGAGUGA
Symbiodinium natans is the source of this 456-nucleotide messenger RNA. The record is from the annotation of a GenBank genome assembly. NCBI's taxonomy places the organism in Eukaryota, Dinophyceae, Suessiales, Symbiodiniaceae.